AUGCGAGUUCUGUCCAUACUGUUGUGUGCGUCUCCCCUGUGGGCUCUGCGCAGGGUCCACGAGUCUCUGCAUGGCAGCAGUCCGCCAGAGGAGCGGGCCUCCCCGAGUCCCGAUCCGCACGACCACCUCAGUGCUGAAGGUGCUGCCAUGGCGGCGCACCACGCCCGUGAGCGCGGUGGUAUCCACGAGGAGCGAGCGCGGCACCCCGUGCUCUCGUCGUGCAGCUACGACAAGAGCAGGCUGGUGGUCUGGUGGCGCCAGGGCGUGUUUCAGGACAGGGAGCACAGGGACGUGGAGUACCCUGCCUGUGAC
This is a messenger RNA of Prorocentrum cordatum, 312 nucleotides long. The record is from the annotation of a GenBank genome assembly. Lineage: Eukaryota; Dinophyceae; Prorocentrales; Prorocentraceae.